AGGGCUCAAGAGUACCAAACCUAGGCUUGAAGACGCCACUACAAAAGCAUCUUCCAGGCCCUCCUCCUCCUCCUCCUCCCCCUCUUCCUAAAAGCUACGCAACUCCUUUCUCUUCGGCUCUCAAACACUGGACCUCUUAUCUUCCGUACCCAAACCUCGGAAAAGUAUGGUCGGCCCUAACCCCACUAUCAAAUUCCUCUGCAGUUACGGCGGCAAAAUCCUCCCCCGUUACCCUGAUGGUAAACUCCGUUAUCACGGCGGUGAAACCCGUGUCCUUGCCGUCGAUCGCUCCAUUUCCUUUUCUGAGCUGUUGUUGAAGAUGGGAGAGAUGUGUGGGACAGCGGUGAGUCUACGUUGCCAGUUGCCAACGGAGGAUCUAGACGCGCUGGUUUCGAUCACUUGCGAUGAGGAUCUAGCGAAUCUCAUCGAGGAAUACGAUCGCGUAGCAUCGCCACCUUCUUCUUUAAAGAUCAGAGCUUUCCUUUCGCUGCCAAAAUCCACCAAAAAACCAAUUUCUCCUUCUUCAUCGUCGGCUUCGUCUUCAAAGUCAUCAUCUUCGUCCACUCCGAGGUUCUCCUGCAUACGUCAGAUCUCGGGGCCUCCCGUCGCUUUCCCUCUUUGCUCGGAGAAAUCUGCGGGGAAAAGUAUUCCGUACUAUGGUUACCAUGUUCAUCAUGGAAACCCUAGUCAUAUUUACCUUCUUCAUAACGGGAACCACUGGCAAUAGCAGCAGGCCAAAAAAGCAUGAAGGAUCAUAAUUUAUUAAACUGUUAUGAUCCUGUCUGAAUCCGCGAAGAACAAGUAAAGAAAUACUACCCAUAGAAGAAAAAAAAAACAAACAAAAACAAGAACCUAAGGUUAACAGAGAUGUUAACUGGGGCUUAAUGAAACAUCAAAAGCAGCCAUAAAAUGAUCUGAGAUUGCAACGGGAGCGAGAUGUAAUAUUCGAUACACUAAUUGCAAAGGGGCAAAGCAGCAGCGAAGCAAUGGUUGUUUCAAUACCAAACAAAUUCCAAGUAGCAAUAGCAAUAAAUUCUGGAAGCAUAUGGGGACCAUUUUGGAGAAUCAGAUGAGUCAUUACCAGAAUUUAUUGAACAUGCAUGGAGGGAAAGCCAUAAACCCUGUCCCAUUUGACAGCUGGUAUAUAUGAGUACUGAUGAAGGUGCGCCCUCAGCAUUGUUAUAAUAAUUAUAAUAAUAACAACAAUAAUUUCGUUGAAAUAAUGCUCAAAAAAUAAAAAAGAAGACGAAACCAGAAGGCAAAAGAAAAGAGUUGCCUUCAAUCCAAGACAAAAAAGACGAAGAGCAAAGGGCUGCUAACGAUACGAGUCCAUGAUUUUUGGUUCAAAGGAAGGGUCUCCACUCAUGUAUCAUUCAAAAAGGAAGAUUCCCUUUUGCUGUCCUAAUUUUGGAGAGAUACGACGGAUUUACAAUAUUAAAAAUAGAAUUAACAAAGGGAAACAAACAUAGACAUGACAGGGGAGUUUGAUGAUAGUCAUCGUCCGGAGAUAAAGAUACAGUGGUUUUAAGGUUACCCUACCCCACCAUGUGCCAUCUUUGUUUAUUUUUUUGCCCAUUGUUCUUCCUCCUAGCACGAAUAUUGAAUAUGAUAAAAAGGAAAGCUAGUAAGAAAAGGAAGGAUGCCAUGCCACCCAGAAAGCAUGAGCUUGGGAAGCCUAUUUUUAACAGUGAGAGGAGUGCUUCUGUAUUUAAAAAAGUGGUAGCCGUCAUGGAUCCCACAACGUCUAAUCCGCGUUUGAGAGCUGUGAGGUCGCCGUUGAUGGGUGAUCAUGAUGUUGGAGCUGAAACCUUUUCUUGGUGAUAAUGUGCAAGAGGACAGGCUGUGGCUCAAAACCUGAAACUGAGGAUCAAGCAUGUGUGGCCUUGUGGUUUUACUGUAUAUGAACCCUUUUUUGGUAUGGAACAGAUUGGGACUUGAUCGGAAUUAUUGGUUGGGUGGAGAUUCAAGAAGCGCAAUGGCAGGCAAGGCAAUCGCUUAGAAUGAGAUAUAUAGACAAGAUUAUACAUAGAGAGGAGAUAGAGACUAGAGAGGAACAUAUAUUCGGCCAAGAGAAAAAAUUAGUUUAGUUUUAUUCCUUUUACCUUGGUACAAAUAAGGGAAAAAAAAUCAUAUUUGAGUUAUAGAGAUGUGAAAUAAACAAGGCAGAUGUGAUUUUUAGGAUAACGAUGCAUUUCCUUUAUAGUAAUUCAUGACAUCAUGAUGUCUACUUUUAAAAAUUGUCCUUUAAUUGAAACACAAUGAUUUCCUCCCACUAACAGGGCAAAAAGUACAUUACAAAAAGUUUAGAACUGUUCA
Theobroma cacao (cacao) is the source of this 2316-nucleotide messenger RNA. The record is from RefSeq and is a predicted model, not a curated record. Lineage: Eukaryota; Viridiplantae; Streptophyta; Magnoliopsida; Malvales; Malvaceae.